AUGUGCUGUCUUCAGCUCAAGGACAUGGUGCUCAAGUUCUCCGGCUCCAGCAAGCAGUGCAAGGGGACGGCGGCCGGGACCCAGUCUUUCAGGAGCGGCGGGGGCAGCAGGUACCGCCGCCCCUACCCCAGCUUCAUCGACGACACCGGCUUCGCGCCGGCGAGCAAGGUUCUCGGCGACGACUACUACCCGGGGACCGCAUUGGCUGGGGCAGGCGCCGCCGCCGGUGGUGGGGCGCGAACCGCGCCGUCGGAUACGUUGGACAUGACCAGGAGCAACCGCAAGAGCCCCGGGAGUAGCGGCUGGAUUCCGAGCGAGGAGGCGGCGGACGAUGUCAUCGCUGUGGAGGACGCCGCCGUGCCCAGGGAGUGGACGUCGCAGGUGGAGCCUGGCGUCCAGAUCACCUUCGGCACCAUCCCGAGCGGCGGCAACGACCUCAAGCGCAUCCGCUUCAGUCGGGAGAUGUUCAACAAGUGGGAGGCACAGCGCUGGUGGGGCGAGAACUACGACCGCAUCGUGGAGCUGUACAACGUGGUGACGUUCAGCGGCCGGCUGCAAGGGAGCUCCACUCCGGUGUCCUCCGUCGACGACUCCGUGCUGAGGGACUCGUCUUACUCCCGUGGAGGCUCGACGAGCAGGGGCGGCAGCCCGAUCACAGUGCCGCCGCAGCCGCCACUACCGCUACCGCCGGUGGCAAGCAAAGAACCGUUCGCUCGGAGCGCGUCGUUUAAGGCAACGGCAGCAGGGUCCUCGUCAGCACCGUACGCGGCCGCGCAUUCCACCAGGGAGGCAUACUUCGCGUCCGCGGCCGUGCCCGACCCGUCCGACCACGUCUGGGCGCACCACUUCAACAUGCUCAACUCCGCGGCGGCGGCGGCGGCCGGCACGUCCGCGAUGGGCGGCGGCGGGGGCCCGUCGUCCUACGACCCGUCGCGCGCCACCACGUCGUCCCGAGACGAGGCGGCUUCCGUGUCCCUCAGCAACGUGAGCGACCUGGAAGCCACGGACUGGAUCGAGGAGGACGAACCGGGCGUGUGCCUCACCAUCCGCGAGCUCGGCGACGGCACACGCGAGCUCCGCCGCAUCCGGUUCAGCCGGGAGAGGUUCGGCGAGGAGAGGGCAAAGGUGUGGUGGGAGCAGAACAGGGAGAGGAUACAAGCUGAAUAUCUGUAG
Molecule: messenger RNA, 1173 nt
Organism: Miscanthus lutarioriparius
Lineage: Eukaryota; Viridiplantae; Streptophyta; Magnoliopsida; Poales; Poaceae
Source: the annotation of a GenBank genome assembly